Molecule: messenger RNA, 1689 nt
Organism: Phyllostomus hastatus (greater spear-nosed bat)
Lineage: Eukaryota; Metazoa; Chordata; Mammalia; Chiroptera; Phyllostomidae
Gene: CPA3
Product: carboxypeptidase A3
Exons: 11
Coding region: 53-1306 (417 amino acids)
Biological process (GO): proteolysis
Molecular function (GO): zinc ion binding; metallocarboxypeptidase activity
Source: RefSeq, a predicted model, not a curated record
AGAGCUGAGGCAUAAAACUGGCAGAGGACCUGGGGGCAGGCAAGCAAGAACCAUGCAGUUCAUCCUGCUGGUGGGUUUGAUCGCUACCACCCUGGCAGUUGCUCCUGUCCGCUUUGACAGGGAGAAGGUGUUCCGCGUAAAGCCCCAGGAUGAAAACCAAGCAAACAUCAUAAAGGACUUGGCCAAAACCAACAAGCUCGACUUCUGGUAUCCAGAUGCCAGCCACCAUGUGGUUGCUAACAUGACAGUGGAUUUCCAAGUCAGUGAAAAGGAAUCCCAGUCCAUCCAGUUUGCCUUGGAUCAAAAUAAAAUGUACUAUGAAAUCUUGAUUCAUGAUCUACAAGAAGUGAUUGAGAAACAGUUUGAUGUCAAAGAAGAUACGCCAGGCAGGCACAGCUAUGCAAAAUACAAUACCUGGAACAAGAUUGUUGCUUGGACUGAAAAAAUGGUACACAAGCAUCCUGAUAUGGUCUCUCGUAUUAAAAUUGGAACUACUGUUGAAGAUAAUCCACUGUAUGUUCUCAAGAUUGGGAAAAAAGAUGAAAGUAGAAAGGCUAUUUUUAUGGACUGUGGCAUUCAUGCACGAGAAUGGAUCUCCCCAGCAUUCUGCCAGUGGUUUGUCUAUCAGGCAACCAAAACUUAUGGAAAAAACAAAAUUAUGACCAAACUCCUGGACAGAAUGAACUUUUAUGUUCUUCCUGUGUUCAACAUUGAUGGAUAUAUUUGGUCAUGGAAACAGAACCGCCUGUGGAGAAAAAAUCGUUCCAAGAACCAAAACUCCAAAUGCAUCGGCACUGACCUCAACAGGAACUUUAAUGUCUCAUGGAACUCUUCUCCUAGCACCAAAAACCCAUGUGAGGACACCUAUCCGGGCCCCAUUCCAGAGUCCGAGAAAGAGACCAGAGCUGUCACUGACUUCAUUCAAAGCCACCUGAAAUCAAUCAAAGCCUAUAUCACCAUACACUCCUACUCCCAGAUGCUAUUGUUUCCGUAUGGAUAUACAUCAAAAUUGCCACCUAACAAUGAGGAACUGACCAAAGUUGCAAAGAUCGGCACUGAUGUUUUAGCAACUCGCUAUGAAACCCGCUACAUCUAUGGUCCAAUAGCAUCAACAAUUUACCAGACACCAGGUUCUUCUUUAGACUGGGCUUACACCAUGGGCAUCAAGCACACAUUUGCCUUUGAGCUCCGAGAUGAAGGCAGAUUUGGUUUUCUCCUUCCGGAAUCUCGGAUAAAGUCAACCUGUAAAGAGACCAUGCUUGCUGUCAAAUAUAUUGCCAAGUAUAUCCUCAAGAAUACUUCCUAAAGAAUUGCCCUCAGUUUGGAAUAAGCCAAUUAACUCUUCUUUGUGCUUCUCAUCAGAAUGUCAAUCUUCAAUUAUCCCUAAAUAAUGCUUCCACAUCACCUGACUCUUGCUCAUUUAAGUACUGUAUUAUUUCUUUUUGCUUUCAUUUUCUCUCAGUAGCAACUUAACAAAUAGCUUUAAACAAAAGAUGUUAACUGCCUUUCUUUGUUUCAAGUAAAGUUUAAAACCUGCACAAAGUAUUAUUUUGAGUAUUUUCAAAGGUGAAAUAAAGUGGGUCAUAAGAAAGACACGAGAACCCUCAGUUUCUCCAGAAUCAGAUUUUCACAGUGUGGCUUCAUCAUUUUAUGUGCUAAUAUAAUAAAAAUAAAACACAUUCCAAAAUG